AUGUGGGAGUUCUGUCCCUCCAUUGCUGCCUCCUACUUAUUCAUCGUUUUAUUCGCCCUCACAACAAUUGCUCACAUUAUCCAAGCGGUUAUUCACCGCAAGUCCUACUGCUGGGUUAUUGCCAUGUCCGGCCUCAUCCAGACAAUAACAUAUAUUUUCCGAGUGCUAAGCAUUCUAAACCCGGCAAGCUAUGGUGAUUAUGCAGGAUGGUUUGUGCUAAUCCUUAUUGCACCACUGUGGACCAAUGCAUUUGUCUAUAUGGUCAUGGGCAAAAUGGUUUGGAAUUUCACGGACGACGCGCGCGUCCUGCGUAUGCGCCCGUGGCAGGUCGGACUCUUCUUCGUCAUGCUCGAUAUAAUCGCCUUCAUUGUUCAGGUUUAUGGGGCUGCUACGGCCGCCGGAAACGAUAUCACGUAUAGCAAGCAGAUGAUGGGCCUGCACGUCUAUAUGGCCGGGGUGGGUGUGCAGCAGUUCUUCGUCUUGGUAUUCGUCGUCUAUGCAAUUGCCUUCCACGUCAAAAUUCUUCGCCAGCGACGGUCAGAUGCCCAAAUGGCCUUGAUCCUACUCUAUGUUCUCUACGCGUGUCUCGCCUUUAUCACGGGACUAUAUAGCAAGAUUCCCCUCCACGAGGCGUAUCAGUAUUGCCUUGACUCGCUGCCCAUGCUAAUUGCGCUUGUCAUGCUCAACGUGGAGCACCCGGGUCGCGUCAUGCCAGGUAAAGAAAGUGAUAUUCCAAGCCGCAAGGAACGUAAGAAGACUGGCAUAGAUGCCAAGCCGAGAUCGCUAGAGGAUGACAUGAGACUACUAAAUACAAGUGGAUACCAGUAA
Penicillium odoratum is the source of this 828-nucleotide messenger RNA. RefSeq names its product RTA1 domain-containing protein. Lineage: Eukaryota; Fungi; Ascomycota; Eurotiomycetes; Eurotiales; Aspergillaceae. Gene Ontology annotation, cellular component: membrane. Bases 1 to 828 code for a protein of 275 amino acids. The transcript is spliced from 4 exons. The record is from RefSeq and is a predicted model, not a curated record.